This is a messenger RNA of Fundulus heteroclitus (mummichog), 939 nucleotides long. RefSeq names its product zinc transporter SLC39A7-like. The coding region runs from base 1 to 924 and encodes 307 amino acids. Gene Ontology annotation, cellular component: membrane. Lineage: Eukaryota; Metazoa; Chordata; Actinopteri; Cyprinodontiformes; Fundulidae. Gene Ontology annotation, biological process: zinc ion transmembrane transport; intracellular zinc ion homeostasis. Gene Ontology annotation, molecular function: zinc ion transmembrane transporter activity. The record is from RefSeq and is a predicted model, not a curated record. The transcript has 7 exons.
AUGAACUCCCAGAGGGAAGCCGCAACAACCACUCCAUUCCUCAUCCUUUUCCUGAUCCCAGUCCAGUCCAACAGCGACCAGCACCAGAACCUGCUCAAGGUGCUGCUGAGUUUCGCGUCUGGUGGACUGCUGGGUGAUGCCUUCCUGCACCUCAUACCGCACGCUCUCGAGCCUCAUUCCCAUCAUGAAGAUGGAGAUGAUGGACACUCUGCAAGUGAAGAGUCACAUGACCACGGCCACUCCCAUGGAGCCGCCCACGGUCACAUGAUGUCCGUUGGUCUGUGGGUUCUCGGGGGGAUCAUCGCCUUCCUGGUUGUUGAAAAAUUUGUGCGUCUGCUGAAGGGAGGGCAUUCCCACAGCCACUCUCACGCUGCUCCUAAAGAAAAGGACAGUGAUGGAGAGGGGGAAGAGGAAAAGAAGACAAAAGAGAAGAAAAAGAACAAAGAUGCAAAGGUGCGAAUGACGGAAGAGAAGAAGGGCACAGAAAUCAAGGUGUCCGGUUAUCUGAACCUAGCGGCUGACUUCACGCAUAAUUUCACCGAUGGCCUGGCAAUCGGUGCCUCAUUCCUCGUCAGCCCAGCCGUGGGCGCCGUCACCACCCUGACAAUCCUGCUCCACGAGGUUCCACAUGAGAUCGGGGACUUUGCCAUCCUUGUUCAGUCUGGCUGCACUAAAAAGAAGGCCAUGUGUCUACAGCUGCUGACCGCAGUGGGAGCUCUGGCCGGGACGGCGUGCUCCCUGAUGGCCGAAGGCGUGGGCGCCACGGCCACCGCCUGGAUCCUCCCCUUCACAGCUGGUGGGUUCGUUUACAUCGCCACCGUGACGGUGCUCCCUGAGCUGCUGGCCGGCCGCUCCAGUUUCGGCCAAUCCCUCAUGGAGAUCCUGGCGCUGCUGUUCGGAGUUUUACAUUCCACACAAAAAUGAAAUGUUGCUUAUGUU